Messenger RNA from Brugia pahangi, 717 nucleotides. The record is from the annotation of a GenBank genome assembly. Lineage: Eukaryota; Metazoa; Nematoda; Chromadorea; Rhabditida; Onchocercidae.
AUGGAAGAUACGGUGUUACCGUCGAGUGCAACCAAUCCGGUUGAUGUUAUGUUUGAAGCAUUCAGGGAAUUAGUUGAAAAAGAUCGUAUCCUGAAAGAUAAUAUAGCGGAUGUAGCACAUGGAAUGGAAUAUUGGGUAUCGAGAAUCAUUGCUAUAUUACAGAAAACUCAUGCAUUCAAGGAUGGAUAUGAUAUAGAUUUAAAGAAGGUGCAAAAUAUUCUAGAUAAUGAAGUGCAAAAAUAUUUGGCAAAGCUAGCUGCUUUAAUAUCUCCCGUAUCAUAUUAUCGAUUUUACGAUAAUUUCCGUUUUGUUAUUCAGAAAUUAUGCUUCGUUGUGACUUAUGUUCAUUUUCUUAAACAUGGAAUUUUGCUGAGUCGUGACAGAGUUGCUGAAAUUUUAAAUAUUAAAGUUGACCCGGCAGCUGGUUUUCAUCUGGACGUCGAAGAUUAUUUAUUUGGUGUAUUGCAACUUGCUAAUGAACUGUCACGGUUUUCCAUUAAUGCUGUCGUUGUCGGUAAUAGCGUAUUGCCUUUUAAGAUUGCUGAUUUUCUAUAUGAUCUGGAUGCAAAAUUUCGACUGCUAAAUUUAAAAAAUGAUGGACUGCGUCGAAGAUACGAUGCGUUAAAAUACGAUGUUCAGAGAGCUGAACAAGUUGUGUAUGAUCUUACGAUUCGAGGUCUAAAGCGACCAGCGGACGAGAAAUCAGUUUCUACUUAA